GGACGACGCGGAGUACGCUCGCUCGGUGCCAUCCGACGAUCGACUCGCAGCUCGGCGACAUUGGGGAAGCGUUUGAAACAAGGAGUCACCCCCCGCCUUUUUACUGGUGGCCGUAAAAGGGCGAACAUGCCUGCGCGACCUUGCCAGCGGUGUGCCGAGCACUCUGCCGCUCUGAAACGGCCCAAAACGGGAGAAGCCGUGUGCCGAGAGUGUUUCUAUCUGGCUUUCGAGGAGGAGGUCCAUGAGACAAUCGUACGCAACGCUCUAUUCGAGCGAGGGGAUGUGGUCGCCAUUGGUGCAUCAGGCGGCAAAGAUUCGACAGUGCUGGCCUAUGUCCUCAAGACCUUGAACGAGCGUCAUGACUAUGGUCUACAGCUGGUUCUGCUCUCUGUUGAUGAAGGCAUCUCGGGCUAUCGUGACGAUUCACUUGAAACAGUCAAGCGCAACCAACAGCAAUAUGCAUUGCCCCUCACCAUUGUCUCCUACAAGGAGUUGUACGGUUGGACGAUGGACGAAAUCGUCGCGGCCGUGGGACGCAAGAGUAACUGCACAUUUUGUGGCGUAUUUCGCCGACAAGCUCUCGAUCGCGGGGCGCACUUGCUCAAGGUCAACAAGGUGGUGACUGGGCACAAUGCCGAUGAUGUGGCCGAGACGGUGCUCAUGAACAUCUUGCGAGGAGACAUUGCACGCCUACAACGCUGCACGGAGAUUGUGACGGGCGACGACGGCGAUUUGCCUCGCUCCAAGCCGUUCAAAUACACCUAUGAGAAAGAGAUUGUCAUGUAUGCGUACUUCAAAAAGUUGGAUUAUUUCUCGACGGAAUGCAUCUACGCGCCCAACGCCUAUCGGGGGCAUGCGCGCGUGCUGCUCAAGGACUUGGAGAAGAUUCGGCCGAGCGCCAUCAUCGAUAUCAUUCGCAGCGGUGAAGCCAUGGCUGUCAAGGAUACCGUGUCUACGGCCAUCAAGGGUAGGUAUAUCAGCUCGCAACAAAGGUUUCUGUGCAUUGCGUCACUUGGACUCAACAAGGGCAUGCCCAAGCUCGCCAUCGGUAAGAAGGCGCACGAGCUGCGAUUGCGAGCCACCGAGGGCACGCCGGAGGAGCGCCCACUGACGGUCGAAGCCAUUGGCUCUACGGUACAAAAUUUUGCCGCCGCAAGCGCGGAUCCGGGUCCUCGCAAGGUCAACCCCAAGCACGUGGUGAAUGAUUGGUGAGCCAAGACCGGAUAUUUCGCCAUGCGUGCUGUGUGUACGCCCCAGCGCUGUGCGUGCGGGCUGGUGAUUACGUGUACCUUGGCAAUCAUCGUGUGUGGGUGACAUGCCAUUGAAGAUUGAGAUCAGUGAAGCACGACGUGUCACUGCUCCCAUUCAAUCCCAAAUUGACAUGUGAAGAGCGUGCCAGCCAGCGUUGUUGACUGUUUCGCAUCAUUCGAA
Monosiga brevicollis MX1 is the source of this 1431-nucleotide messenger RNA. RefSeq lists its product as uncharacterized. The record is from RefSeq and is a predicted model, not a curated record. NCBI's taxonomy places the organism in Eukaryota, Choanoflagellata, Craspedida, Salpingoecidae. Bases 127 to 1212 code for a protein of 361 amino acids. The transcript has 8 exons. Gene Ontology annotation, biological process: tRNA wobble position uridine thiolation. Gene Ontology annotation, cellular component: cytosolic tRNA wobble base thiouridylase complex; mitochondrion. Gene Ontology annotation, molecular function: tRNA binding.